GUUGGGAAGUAACUGUCGACCGCUUCUUCUCUCUUUCCAAAGUCCUUCACUUUGUUUAUCAUCAUAUCAAUCAAUCAAGUGUUUCUCUUUCUCUCUCUCCAUCUCAUCGUCAGCCUUGCUCCUCGUCUUACUCAGUUUCCCAAUAGACACUCCAACUUUUUGUUAUAGUUCUCCCAUUACACGUCAAGAGCUAGACGCCUACUCGUCAAAGAUGCAGCAGCAGUGAUGGAGGCUAGCUUGAAGCGCCGUAAGGUUGAUCUAGACUUUUACCUCCACCGCGUUUUCCAGAAGAAGUCGUUCCGUCCACUGCAGCGCGAUGUCAUCACCGCUGCCAUCGAAGGUCAUGAUGUCUUCUUACAAGCCUCUACAUCUUUCGGAAAGAGCCUGUGCUUUCAGCUGCCAGCUAUGACGACGCAUGGAGUCACCAUCGUUGUUAGCCCACUUCUUUCCUUGAUGACCGACCAGGUGAAUCAACUACAAGCAUUGGGGGUGCCAGUUGCCACGAUUAACUCGACAACUCCCAUCGCUAAACGAAAAGUUAUCUUAAACGACCUCCUAUGCGGGCACCCGAGAACCAGACUCCUCUAUGUCACGCCAGAACUUUGUCAGACCGAGACGUUCCGUCGCAAUCUCCAAACCAUACAUCGGCAGAGAGAACUAGUUCGAAUUGCUAUUGACGAAGCGCAUUGCAUUAGCGAAUGGGGCCAUGAUUUCCGCCCAGCCUACAAGAAUCUCGCUUGGUUCAGAACCAACCUGACAGAUCCAUUGGUUCCCAUUAGCGCCUUGACAGCGACAGCGACGCCCCAGGUCCGCACGGAUAUAAUCAACAUUCUCAGGCUCAACCCGUCUCGGUUGAGGGUAUUCAGCACACCUUCCGCACGACCUAACAUUCAUUACGAGAUCCGUUUCAUGCAGCAAUUUGCCCCGGAUCCAACAGAACCGGAACCAUUUCAAAUCAACGACAUGCUUGCAUGGCUACACUCCAUCCAGGCGCGAAGGGAAGCUAGAUUAGGGGCUGAUGCAGCCUCGAAACUACCACCCAUCUCGGGAAUAGUCUAUGUCUCCACCCGAAUUGCGUCAGAAAAGCUCGCUGAGGCCUUGUGCAGACGUGAUGGUCGCAUCCGCGCUGUAGCAUACCAUGCAGGGCUUUCCGCCAAAGACAGAACCCGAGUGCAGAACGAAUGGAUAGUACCCCAAAAGCCCCAACAGCAGCAACACAGCACAAAUGAAGAUCUGAACCCCGGCCCUCUAAACUUCUACAUAAUUGUUGCAACUACAGCCUUUGGCAUGGGCAUCGACAAUUCCGACGUCCGCUUCGUCAUUCACUGGAGCCCCCCGCGCACAUUUGAAGGCUUCGUCCAGGAGUCCGGACGCGCAGGCCGCGACGGCCGUGCCGCAGUCUCGAUAGUUUACUACAACCCGCAAGAACGAGAACGCAUCCUAGAGCGGCUGCGCCGCGACAUCGAAAACGUGAACAAUCGAACAGGCGGUCGAAACGCGGGACUACAAAACCGCGAUAAGGUCUCCCUACUCCGGAAUCUAAAGGCCCGCAAACAAAGCUUCGAGAAGGUGGUCCAAUACUGUGAAACCACGACACAGUGCAGGCACCAGAUGAUAAGAGAGUUUUUCGGUGAUUACGAGCUAGAGAAGAUGGGGUCUCAAGUUCCCGUAAAGGUUGAAGUCAAUACCGAGUCUGUUAAUGACGUAGCAAGAAUAUCAGUGGAGAUUCCGCGGUCAUCCCCUUGUGAAUAUGCCUGUGAUUUUUGCAAGGAGGGGCCCAAAGGGCUCGCAGACCGAAAGAAGAAGAUGGCACCGGAAAGUGGGUUGACUCUUUUCAGAGAAAUUGGUCCAGGUUGGCUUGAAGCCAUGUUUUGUUCGGUUGAUCGGCUAUUUCCCGAACUACGCAGUUGUGAUUGGUGAUUUUCUCUUUCCAUGUUCAUGUCUCAGAUCAUAUGGGUCGGCUGGUAUCUUCUUAAGCGUUAGGCCUAUUGUUGAUCUGCCAUAGGGGUCGCAAUGUUAUGGAAUAGUGUAGGUGGGUUGUUAUUGGAGAUUACGAUCUCGCUCAGGUUACUACUUGCAUGCAAGGAGAAGAGUCAUUAGAAUGAAGAAAUUAACGCUUUUUGAAGCUGCUAGCCUUUGUCUUCAGGCGGAUAGGAAAUCAACGAGAUUGGAUAUAUCGCAUGAGGCAUGCAUGAUGUGAGAUAGCGAUAGGGAUACAGGUGAUGAUUUUUGUUUUUUUGGGUGGGGGCAAGGUUUGACUAAACUCGCCGACACAAGACAGGUCAUUGGAUGAGAAGGUCACCUUAGCAUACCACUGUCCGCCUGCAAGAUUAGUGAUUUGAUUAUCCAAGGGGUGUCGCUGGCAUGCAGACAUAUUCACAGUCCUGGGGGCGGCGGAACCUAUACACGGCUUUGUUAGUGAUCUGACACUAGGUAAUGGAAAAGAGAAGUUGCACAUACAGCACUGUAGCUGCCACCAGG
Aspergillus calidoustus is the source of this 2481-nucleotide messenger RNA. NCBI's taxonomy places the organism in Eukaryota, Fungi, Ascomycota, Eurotiomycetes, Eurotiales, Aspergillaceae. The record is from the annotation of a GenBank genome assembly.